Molecule: messenger RNA, 1468 nt
Organism: Boeremia exigua
Lineage: Eukaryota; Fungi; Ascomycota; Dothideomycetes; Pleosporales; Didymellaceae
Exons: 2
Coding region: 170-1210 (346 amino acids)
Source: RefSeq, a predicted model, not a curated record
UGAUCUGUGCUGCCGCUUUGACCAAGCCCUCUACUUAGUUACGCCUUGUACCCGGUCAGGCCGGUUGUGAAGUUGAUGUGGUAUACAUAAAGCCAGACACUACCUAGUGUCUGGUACAGCCCGAAAAACGUUCGCAUCUUUCUAGCAUCUUUUCCCCCUACCUAUAAGCAUGCGUCUGAUUCUUGGCUUGCUGUUGUUGCAGAGGUGCUCUGCUCAACGUUACUUCUUCUCGCCGGAACAGGAUACCGAGUUUGAGGACCCAGAGUUGCCAGCGCAGUACUCUUUGCAGGCGUCCCAGCUGACACCUCCGGCUGCCUCUUUGACAAGCUCUUUUUGGUUCGCUUCCUACCUGACCACCUUGGACGACCGUCAGUACGUCGUGUUAUCACAGGCUUUCGCUCUACCAGACGGUGUUGCCACCUUCCGCGCUUCCAUCCUAGACAUCGAUCAUCCAGAGAAGUACUGGUCGUAUAUCGAGUCUCGCCCUUUGCUCACUGCCUCUCCAUCUGUAGAUGGAAGACUUAUAUUCGACGCGGGCGACUUUGCCGUCGAAGGAGUUUCUAAAGACAGCAUCUCCGAAAUGCUGACCCGUGGGUCGACUUCCGACUUUGCUUACAAUCUGACUAUCCGAGCAACUAGCCGUGUCAUACUCAAUGCGGGCACCGGGCACUUCGACUGGGGCACCGGUAACACGACCCAAUGGUCACUCCCAAGCUGCGCAACUUCGGGCACCUUGCUGGUUGAAGGCAAAGCGUACGAUGUCGACGAAACACGGUCACUUACCUGGUAUGAUCGCCAGCACGGCAUUGGUGGACCAAGCGUGGGCUUCACAUGGUUUGGAAUACAGUUCCCGAACUCUGAAGUCAAAGCCAGUGUUUGGUUCUCUGACAGCACGGUUCCCAAGGAUCAGCACUUGCGCUUCGCAACGGUGCGGACUAAACAUGGUCUCGAAAUCAUCCGCUUUACCAUGACCACCUAUCCAUUGGAGGUGUGGACAUCCCCACGCUCCAACAACACCUACUCAAAGCGAUGGAUGCUCGAAUUCAGCAACGGAGACGUUCUGAACAUCACCUCCGUUCGCGAUGAUCAAGAACCCUUCAGAGACGGCGAGUUGGCAGGGCUCUCGGCGUUUGCGUCGGUUGAGGGGUCUUUCUUUGGCCAAAGCGGGGGAUUUGCUCUGGUAGACGUUGUGCCUACAUCCAAUGGCUAAUGUCCCAGUUCCAACGUUUUGUGUAUGGAACCGCUGCGAGGCACUGUGCUAUAACACAAGGGGCACCAUGUCUACCUUUGCAGGAUGACCUGCCCUCUGAGAAGUCGAAUUUGAGGUCUUGAACCCGACAAAGCAGCGAUCUAAUCAAUCUUUGACACUCGAUGAUUCAAUUGAUCAUACAGCCUGUGAAUCUGAGGCCGAUCAUCAUGGCAUCUUGCCCGGCGUUUGGGUACUGCGAGCAAUAGGCCGCCCACGACG